This is a messenger RNA of Thalassophryne amazonica, 1037 nucleotides long. It is a transcript of the gene sec11a, whose product is annotated as SEC11 homolog A, signal peptidase complex subunit. Lineage: Eukaryota; Metazoa; Chordata; Actinopteri; Batrachoidiformes; Batrachoididae. The record is from RefSeq and is a predicted model, not a curated record. The transcript has 6 exons. Gene Ontology annotation, molecular function: serine-type endopeptidase activity. Bases 160 to 699 code for a protein of 179 amino acids. Gene Ontology annotation, cellular component: signal peptidase complex; membrane.
UCACAGUGGGCGGGACUUCCGGCUGAAGUGCACCCGGAAGAUUUGUCUGCAAGUUUAACGUUUGUCCAUAUGUUUAUCGGUUUACGCGGUUUCCUCUCAUUUAAGUGGUUGUUUUUUUGUUUUUGUUUUUUUUAGUUCUACGCAGUUGUAUUCGUAACAAUGGUGUCUUUAGAUUUCCUCGACGAUGUUCGUCGCAUGAAUAAGCGUCAGCUGUAUUACCAGGUGCUGAACUUUGGCAUGAUCGUUUCCUCUGCGCUGAUGAUCUGGAAGGGGCUGAUGGUAGUCACUGGCAGCGAAAGUCCAAUUGUUGUUGUUCUCAGUGGGAGUAUGGAGCCAGCUUUCCACAGAGGUGACCUCUUAUUUCUGACCAAUCGGGUUGAGGAUCCUAUCAGAGUCGGAGAGAUUGUCGUCUUUAGGAUAGAGGGCAGAGAGAUCCCAAUAGUACACAGAGUCUUAAAGAUCCAUGAAAAGGAAAAUGGAGACAUUAAGUUCUUGACCAAAGGAGACAACAAUGCAGUGGAUGACAGAGGGCUGUACAAACAGGGCCAACACUGGCUGGAGAAGAAGGAUGUGGUUGGACGAGCCAGAGGAUUUGUACCAUACAUCGGAAUUGUUACCAUUCUCAUGAAUGAUUACCCCAAGUUCAAGUAUGCCGUUCUCUUCAUGCUGGGUCUCUUUGUGUUGGUCCAUCGGGAGUGAGGUCAACAUGCAUCAGGAUACGAGAAGGAAAAUGGUGUCCAGGAAAGCUCAGUCAUGUCUUUCAAAACAGAUUUGACUUACCUGUUGUCCAAGCCGACCAGCUUUUUUUGUACCAUUUUGUUUGAACAUUGUUUUUUUGUUGUUUUUGUUUUUUUGUGUGUGAAGCAGAGCGAGGCUAAAUUUAAGUUAAAGUUGACUUAUUUGUAAUUCACAGAAUGGAAAAAAUGGCAUUCUUGAUGUAGUUUUUUUUUUUUUUCCUUUCUUGUUAAUACGUUUGUAAAAGAUGUGUUAAGUAUUAAAUAUGAACUAUGGUUGCCAGCCAUCAUGGCUUAUCUUUA